Lampris incognitus (smalleye Pacific opah) is the source of this 2410-nucleotide messenger RNA. RefSeq names its product serine/arginine-rich splicing factor 6-like. Bases 141 to 1229 code for a protein of 362 amino acids. Gene Ontology annotation, biological process: mRNA splice site recognition; alternative mRNA splicing, via spliceosome. NCBI's taxonomy places the organism in Eukaryota, Metazoa, Chordata, Actinopteri, Lampriformes, Lampridae. Gene Ontology annotation, cellular component: nucleus; cytoplasm; ribonucleoprotein complex. Gene Ontology annotation, molecular function: mRNA binding. The record is from RefSeq and is a predicted model, not a curated record. The transcript is spliced from 6 exons.
AUAAAUAAAUAAAUGCGAGGAAGAGAAAGAAGAAAGCAGGUCCGUACCGGAAGUCACGCUGUAGUUUGUCGCUCAGGAAACACAGCAGCGCAAAUAAGCCGUUGUCCCCAACAGCCGAGGUUAAAGUUAGCUAAACAAACAUGCCCCGCGUUUACAUCGGACGACUGAGCUACCAUGUCUGCAAAAAGGACGUCAAGCUGUUUUUUGGUGGAUAUGGAAAGGUCACGGAGAUCGAUUUGAAAAACGGAUACGGUUUCGUGGAAUUCGAGGACAACCGAGAUGCCGACGACGCUGUGUAUGACCUCAACGGGAAGAAGCUGUGCGGGGAGAAAGUGACGGUCGAGCAUGCCCGCGGACCGCGGCGAGACCGGGAUAGCUACGGUGGGGGUGGUGGGCGCAGUAGUGGGUACAAUAGCCGAAACCGCGGUGGUGGUAGGGAUAAGUAUGGGCCUCCUGUCCGUACAGAGAACCGCCUCAUUGUGGAGAACCUGUCUACCCGCUGCAGCUGGCAGGAUCUUAAGGACUUAAUGCGUCAGGCAGGAGAGGUGACCUACGCAGAUGCCCACAAGAGAAGCGCCAACGAGGGUGUCAUCGAGUUCCGCUCCUAUUCAGACAUGAAAAGAGCCCUGGACGAGCUGGAUGGUACGGACAUUAAUGGGAAGAAGAUCCGCCUGAUAGAGGAUCAGCCUCGCAAACGAAGGUCUUGCUCAGGCAGCCACUCUAGGUCCCGCAGUCGUCGUCGCUCCCGCAGCAGGAGCUCCAGGAGCCACUCCAGAUCCUGUUCCAGGGCUCGAUCUCGUAGCAACAGGUCUCGAUCUCGUAGCAGCAAAAGGAGUCAUCGUUCCCGCUCCAAGUCUGGAAGAAGCAAAUCUCGCUCCCGGAACCGUAGAUCCCGGUCUCGCUCCCACACCCGGAAGUCCCGUUCUCGCUCUCGUAAGUCCAGGUCUCACUCAGGUGAGCGCAAGUCCAAGUCCAGCCGUUCCAAGAGCCAUUCCAAGGUGAAGUCAGAGCGGGACUCGCGCAGCAGCUCCAAGGAGAAUCCAAGUGAAAAAAGGUCCAGGAGUCGCUCUGCCUCCUCGGUGGAAAAUGGAAAGGAGGUGCAUGCUGCCAAAUCAGCCUCAUGCUCACCGUCUCCACAGGCCAAACACCUCCGCUCAAAGUCUGUGGAGAAGCAGUCAACAUCCCUUUCAAAGUUUGAUUCGCAGUCUAGAUCAGCCUCUCAGGAUUAAAGGGAGUUUUGGUGGGGGAAGGGAGAUGCAUCAUCUACAGUUAUUUCAUGAUCCUCAGGCUUUUACAAGACAGGUUGUGUGUUUGUAAUGCUGGCUUAUACUCCUCUGUUCCUCCCUCAAGUGUGCACUUGUCUCAGAUAUUUUCAGUGUUGUUCCCUGGCAUGGUGAGGAGGCUCACAAUGAUACAUGGCUACUGGUCAACGUGAAAAGGGUUUGAUUUUGUAAUGCCUAUUUCCAUUUUCAAGAUUUUUCUUGAACCUCAUUGGUCAGUAUCUCUCAUGAACAAAAACGACACUAUUUAAAUGAAAGAAUUACUAUUACAUUUGAUGCUCCCUCUCAUUUUGUAACAAAACUGCAGGUGAAAUUGAGAAUUUUUUUCUGCCAGCAGCCCCCAAACCUCAAUUAAUGUCUGAAGUUCUGCCAAAAUUAUAUAUCUCAUGUUCAGCGUUGGGAUGUAUCUGUGUGGGGGAAGAGUUAAGGGUAGUUGGGAUACAAUGUGGGAGUAGGUCUCUCUUUAUUUAAUGUCUGUCAUUUUAGAAUGGGAAGUUGCAUCCCUAAUGCUAUGUAUUUCUCUAUAGCAAUCUAAAAUGUAUAAUUAAAUGCUUUAAUAAUGUGAGUGCAUACUACCUGGCAUGAGGGGUUUGAAUUUUGCUCAUUCGGGAACAAAAUAUAUGAUGGAUGCAAAAUGAUUUGUUUUUUGUCUCUUUUUUUUUACACUGUAAACAGCUUAUGUGUUGGAUGGGCUUUGAUUUCUACUUUCCUAGAAGCCCUGAAAGUGUUAUUGUUGCAGGGGUGUUUUUUUCUCUACAGAAUUUUUGACAACAGAAUAUUUUCCUUGUUUUCCUAUUUUCCUCACUGAAAGAGCUUGGUGUUCAUAUCCCUUGCUUUAUAGUUCGUAGUUUGAUUGAACCAAAUGAAGUUAUCUUUUUCUUUUGUGCGCUAUGCACUGAGUUAGAGAAGCAACUGCUGUGGAGGAUGUCAGUAGGUGGCAAACCUGCAAAGGGCAUUCAUAGGAAUGUUUCAUACAUCAAAUCUCGAGAUUUUUGGGCUCUUCAUCAUUUUCAACAUUUGAUUUAUUGACACCGUUCAACUUGGAAGUGAAACUUGACUUCUUGAUACAAUCUUUUUUUGUUUGUUUUUGGUAGGUUUCUUGUUUGUUCAAUAAAAGAUCUCAAUCAUAA